Messenger RNA from Schistocerca nitens (vagrant locust), 2146 nucleotides. RefSeq lists its product as uncharacterized. The transcript has 4 exons. The record is from RefSeq and is a predicted model, not a curated record. Bases 1 to 372 code for a protein of 123 amino acids. NCBI's taxonomy places the organism in Eukaryota, Metazoa, Arthropoda, Insecta, Orthoptera, Acrididae.
AUGUUUCGUAACGGUGCCAAACAGGGCUACGACCGGCUGCCGGCAGACGAGGGUCACGUGACCGCCGCGUCAUCCGACAGCGGCUCCGACGUGUCUGAAGACAGCGACUACGACGAACUGGCGUGCAACGUGUGCGACCGCACCUUCUGCAACGCCCGCCAGCUGGCGCACCACCAGGAGAAGAAGCGCCACUUCGCGUGCUCCUCGUGCGACAGCCUCUUCCCCUCGCUGGAGGCGCUCCACCACCACCGGCAGCAGUUCCAGCACUGGACCAACCACAGCCCCAUCGAGCCCUCCUGCUCCAGCUCCAGCUCUGCGGACGAGACAUCUGACGACACCGUGUCCAGCGAGGAGCUGGAGCGCCUGCUAUGAUCCUCGUCCUCCGCCCCCGCACAGUCCACCCCUCCUCACCCCCUGUCCCCCAACCCUCAGAGCCCGAGCACCGCCGCCACAUAUCACACACCUCUGUGAAUCGUACGUGUCUCUUCCUUCUGUCUCCCUGUCCAUCUCACUCUGUCUGUCCAGCGUCCCCGUCAUCGAAACUGGAGGACUGCACUCGAUGGAAGGAAAAGAAGGAUGAAGCGUUACCUAAAUGGGGCCCUCUUCGGCAGAAAGUUGUGGAAUUCUUCGCGAACUAAUAGCGAGACUAAUGUCCAUUUGCCACUAACUUACGAACAGUCGUAUGUCAACUGCGACACUGUCAAUGCUGUUGGCACCGCGAAAUGCGGCACGACUAAUAGUUUGUGAAAAAUUUCACUGUCGGUCAGGCCAGUGUGUUUUAAGUUUCCAUCAGUCCUGCAGCGAUAUGGUCUUUUUUACUGCAUGUAUCUGUGGUAUUAUUUUUAAAAUCUAUGUCGGUUACCAACCACAACGAUAAUUGCAGACAUUUGUACCUUGUAAAAUAUAUAUAUUUAUAGUUAUGUGAUCUGUAAAUUAUUAUUGUAUAGUAAUCUAUAUAUCAAAGAUGUUUCGUGUGACGAAAUAAAAGAGAAAGGAAGUGAAAGUACUUUGAAACUGUAGUGCUUAGUGGGUACGAUGUGAGGUUUCUUUUAGGUUUCCCUGAAAGUCUUUAAAACUGUGAGAUUCAAAACGUAUUUGCUCUGAGUUUCAUAAAACAUUUACAGUGUUUUUUUUUCUAAUUAUACAUUUAAAUAUUGAUAACUGGUUCUACGGUGGGACUCAACAGGACCAGCCAUACCUCUGAGGAUGUCCAACGUAGUAUUGGACGAAACGUUAGGAAUAGAAGUAUUCCAUGGACCACAGCCAUAUAACCCGGAAGAAUUAUCAACAACAGUGUUUUUUUUCUACCGUAUGAACCACACAGUUCACUUAUAUAUAUCUCAAGAUUAAUUAUAAUAAAACCCGACUUAUAUUCAACCAUACUAUUAUAUGACAAGUAAUAUUGGAGAAGUUACAGAAAACGAAUAUGGCCAACAUGAGGCAUCUUCUUCACCAAAAAAGGCAUUAAUUUUGAGAUUUGUGAUUAUAGAAAAAGCCAAAUAGUGAAAUUUAAAUUGCAUACAUUUAUGGUUUCAUUUUUUUGUGAAUAGAAGAAUAGAUUUGUUUAUCCUUAUCAGAUUAGCAACGUCAGACCCUCUCUUACAACGGAUCAGUGUUUUAACAAUGGCGAAUUGUGAGAAAUGAGAGAAGCGAAGUUUCAGAGGCAGUUCAAUACAGUGAAAUUCGUGUAUGGUGCGUACCCAAAUUGUUGAGUGAGAAAUGCACGAUGAAGUAUUCUUCAACAAAUAUGUAUCAUUGAAUUUAGGGUCACAUAGGGGACAAUCAUGAACAUUAUGUCUCAAGAAAAUUGAUUUUUUUCCACUCUGCGUCGCAUAUACAUAACCAACAUAAGCUUCAGUAAACUAUAAUGAUCGUCAGACAACCGAGUUACACAUUCGAUUGCAAUUACGCGUCACUGUGCAUACACAUGUCAUGUUGUGACAACUGAGGAGUUAAAUCUGUAUAUAAUCGACCCAGCAAAUUAUUUGUACACUUUGACAAUUUAAUGGAGUUAAGGGGCUCCGGAACGCCCUAUACUUGCAAUGUUAAAAUAACGCUUAUAAAUUACAUCUUUCCUCACAAAGUAUUUGAGGUAGGAAGUUGAACUUUUUACAGAUUAUUUUUUGGAAUAUGGGCUACAACUUAA